Tilletiaria anomala UBC 951 is the source of this 1334-nucleotide messenger RNA. Its product is annotated as putative ERG25-C-4 methyl sterol oxidase. Bases 170 to 1135 code for a protein of 321 amino acids. Gene Ontology annotation, molecular function: C-4 methylsterol oxidase activity; iron ion binding. The record is from RefSeq and is a predicted model, not a curated record. Gene Ontology annotation, biological process: ergosterol biosynthetic process. The transcript is spliced from 3 exons. NCBI's taxonomy places the organism in Eukaryota, Fungi, Basidiomycota, Exobasidiomycetes, Georgefischeriales, Tilletiariaceae.
CUUAAACCAUCUUUGCUUCCUCAUGGCCUGAGGUCUUAUCUGCUGUCCAUAUAUAGACCGCAGAGCUGCACCCAGUGACGGCCGUGUUUUGUGUGCGUGCACGACACAAAACAGCUACGUUCACUGGCCAUUGCCACCACCAACUGAUUACCAACGUACGAAGGGCAAGAUGGACUACAUCGCUACCACGCUCAACCAGACGGUCGAGGCGCUCAUCAACCCGACGACCCCCGUCUACGGCGCUGACCUGUACACUGGCGUCGACGCGACAACACUGAACAUUUUUGAGCAAUGGUGGCUCAAGUGGUACGUGUACUGGGGAAACCCAGUCAUCGCCACUGGCAUCAUGAGCUUUGUGCUGCAUGAGAUCGUCUAUUUUGGGCGUGCGAUCCCGUUCAUCAUCAUCGACGCUAUGCCCUCUAUGCGCAAGUACAAGCUGCAAGAUGACAAGAUCCCUACAGCAAAGCAGCAAUGGGAUUGCACCAAAUACGUACUGCUCUCCCACUUCACCGUCGAGCUGCCGCAGAUCUGGUCGUUCCACCCGAUUUGCGAGUACUUGGGCAUGUCGACGCACUCUGUGCCAUUCCCAUCGAUCCUUAAGAUCGCAUGGCAAAUCAGUCUUUUCUUUAUCUUCGAGGACACGUUCCACUACUGGGCACACCGCGCCUUGCACUGGGGCCCACUCUAUAAGUACAUUCAUAAGAAGCACCACGAGUUCGCUGCUCCUUUCGGACUUGCGGCCGAGUACGCGCAUCCGCUCGAAGUGUUCAUCCUGGGCACUGGCACGAUCGGAGGACCUUUCUUGCUCUGUGCCCUCAAUCGCGACCUGCACAUCUUGACUGUCUACAUCUGGAUCGUCUUGCGUCUUUUCCAAGCUAUCGAUGCGCACUCGGGCUACGACUUUCCCAUUUCCAUGCACAACUGGAUUCCAUUCUGGAGCGGAGCUGACCACCACGACUACCACCACCAAGCAUUUGUCGGCUGCUACUCGACCAGCUUCAGGUGGUGGGACCACUUGAUGGGAACGGACCUGAGCUACAAGCGCUACCGCGCGAGGCAGAAGGAGCAGAAGAAGCUCAUGGCCAACGGCAUGACGGACAAGGAAGCCAAGGAGGCACUUCUCAAGACCAAGUAGAUUGUGCAGUGUGCACUCUGGCCGACGCACAUGCUCGGCAUUUCUGCUGCUUUUAUAGACCUUUUGAAAGGACGGUAUUUUAUCCCUGUUUGGAGCGUGUGCAUGCUGCCAUCGCCUCACAUAGUAUAUCGACACACUUUUAAUGUAUGUGAUGAAAUGUUCGCAUGUAUGUGAAUAACGAAUUUGCAGACUUCCAAAC